Hemiscyllium ocellatum (epaulette shark) is the source of this 1937-nucleotide messenger RNA. It is a transcript of the gene arsg, whose product is annotated as arylsulfatase G. NCBI's taxonomy places the organism in Eukaryota, Metazoa, Chordata, Chondrichthyes, Orectolobiformes, Hemiscylliidae. The transcript has 12 exons. Gene Ontology annotation, molecular function: arylsulfatase activity. The record is from RefSeq and is a predicted model, not a curated record. Bases 271 to 1854 code for a protein of 527 amino acids.
UCCAACUGCGGAGGUGGGUGGCCGCGCAUCUUUCUGGCAGCAUCCCCCGGGAGCGCGCGUCCGGGGGGAGGGGGGUUCGCGUGCACGAAAGCAGUUGCCGCCGGGUUCAGCAGGUUUAUACCGGUCCAAAGCGAAUUGGAAAACAAAACCCGGAUCGUACUGUGGUUCCACCUUAAGAUGGAGUUGAUGAAGAGUAAAGACAAGACAACAAUGGAUGGAGACGAGGUUUAAGCAAUAGCAGAAGACACAUUCAUCCAGAUUCAUAAGAACAUGGGAGUUUUCUCUAUGAUGGCAUUCUUCACUGCCGCAUUCAUCAGUGGAUUUCUUUAUUUCAACAUUGACUUCAGUACAGCUCCUGCUGGUGCCUCUUCAGAAAAGCCAAAUUUCAUCAUAAUCCUGGCUGAUGACAUUGGAUGGGGUGAUCUUGGUGCAAACUGGCCAUUGACUACUGAGACACCAAAUUUGGAUAUGAUGGCAAAGGAGGGAAUGAGAUUUGAGGACUUCCAUGCAGCUGCCUCUACUUGUUCUCCAUCUCGGGCUUCUCUGCUGACAGGGCGCCUGGGGCUACGGAAUGGCGUUACCCAUAAUUUUGCUAUAAGCUCAGUCGCUGGCUUGCCGCUGAAUGAAACCACACUGGCAGAAGUUCUAAAGGAAGCCAAUUAUUCGACAGCAGUAAUUGGUAAAUGGCAUCUUGGACAUCAUGGUUAUUACCAUCCAAAUUUUCGUGGCUUUGACUACUAUUUUGGAAUACCUUACAGUAAUGAUAUGGGUUGCACUGAUGAUCCUGGGUACAACAUUCCUCCAUGCCUACCUUGUCCAAGGGAUUCUGAUGUACAAAGCUGUGGACGCAACACGUGUAUUACAGAUGUAGCAGUGCCACUCCUUGAAAACCAAAAGAUAAUAGAACAACCAGUCAAUCUCAGCAGCCUGGCAGAGAGAUAUGCAGAGAAAGCUGUACAAUUCAUCCAGAAAGCAAGGGAGAGUUUACAUCCAUUCUUCUUGUACUUUGCCCCGGCCCACAUGCAUGUUCCUUUACAGUAUAAUUCUCGAUUUGCUAACACUUCCAAACGUGGGCCAUAUGGAGACAGUCUGCGAGAGUUGGACCAUGUCAUUGGGCGGAUACUGGAAGCAGUUAAUACAGAUUUUCGCAAAAACACACUUGUGUGGUUUGCUGGUGACAAUGGUCCAUGGACUGAGAAAUGUGAAUUUUCUGGAAGUGCAGGUCCAUUUGUGGGAGCAUGGCAGACAAACAAAGGUGGAAGUUCAACAAAAAAGACAACAUGGGAAGGUGGCCAUCGAGUGCCAGCAAUAGCAUAUUGGCCAGGAAAAAUCCCAGCUAAUAGUACAAGUGACUCACUGCUCAGUGCUCUAGAUAUAUUUUCUACCCUGAUUUCACUGGCAAAUGCAAGCCUGCCUCUAAACAGACGUUAUGAUAGUUUGGAUAUAACACAGGUGCUACUUGGCCAGUCAGACUGUGGUCAUCAGGCUCUUUUCCACCCAAACAGUGGAGCAGCUGGACAAUUUGGGGAUUUGAAGACUAUCCGUCUGAAGCAGUACAAAGCUUUCUACCUCACAGGUGGUGCCAAAGCUUGUAAAGGUAAACAAGGUCCAGAACAAUACCAUGACCCUCCUCUGAUAUUCAACCUAUUGAAUGAUACUGCUGAACUCCUACCUCUAGAUUCUGCAAGUCUGGAAUACCGUACUGUGUUGCCACAGAUAAAUGUGACACUGAAUGACAUCCUCUUGGACAUCUCUACAGAUAACAUCUCCUUGGCUGAUUAUUCGCAUGAUCCAUCUGUGAUUCUAUGCUGUCAACCAAAGCAUGUAGUGUGUAGGUGUGAGAACAAGGCCUGAAUCCCAUUUCUUUAUUUUAUGAUUUGGAGAUGCCGGUGUUGGACUGGGGUGUACAAAGUUAAAAAUCACACAACACCAGGUUA